Vespula pensylvanica (western yellowjacket) is the source of this 969-nucleotide messenger RNA. RefSeq names its product dolichol-phosphate mannosyltransferase subunit 1 (gene Dpm1). The record is from RefSeq and is a predicted model, not a curated record. NCBI's taxonomy places the organism in Eukaryota, Metazoa, Arthropoda, Insecta, Hymenoptera, Vespidae. The coding region runs from base 97 to 861 and encodes 254 amino acids. Gene Ontology annotation, cellular component: endoplasmic reticulum membrane. The transcript has 4 exons. Gene Ontology annotation, biological process: protein O-linked glycosylation via mannose; GPI anchor biosynthetic process. Gene Ontology annotation, molecular function: dolichyl-phosphate beta-D-mannosyltransferase activity.
GACACCUAGCUUUCAAGAAACUAUACAAAGUUUUUAGUUCACUUAAUUUCAUUGGCUUCGUGUCACUUCAAAAACAGCUUUUUACGGAUUGUUGUGAUGUCUGAGGAACACGAACAGAUUUUAACAGCUAUGAGAGAAUUAUCCAAAAACGAUAAAUAUUCUAUUCUACUUCCUACAUAUAACGAAGUUGAAAAUUUACCGAUUAUAGUAUGGCUAAUUGUAAAAUAUAUGGACGAGAGUCAAUUUGCGUAUGAAAUUAUUAUAAUAGACGAUGGUUCACCGGAUGGUACUUUAGAUAUAGCAAAAAAGUUACAAAAGCUUUAUGGAGAAGAUAAAAUAAUUUUGAAACCAAGGGAGAAAAAACUUGGACUAGGAACGGCUUAUAUGCAUGGAAUUAAAUAUGCGACAGGAAAUUUUAUCGUUUUAAUGGAUGCAGAUCUUUCUCAUCAUCCCAAGUAUAUUCCGAAAAUGAUAGAACUUCAAAAAUAUCAAAAUUUGGAUAUCGUUAGUGGAACCAGAUACGUUGGAGGAGGUGGUGUUCAUGGUUGGGAUUUUAAAAGAAAAUUGAUAAGUAGAGGUGCUAAUUUUUUAACACAACUUUUACUAAGACCUGGUGCGAGUGAUCUUACAGGGAGUUUUAGGCUUUAUAAAAAAGAUGUAUUAGAACAACUCAUUAAAUCAUGUGUAUCAAAAGGAUAUGUAUUUCAAAUGGAGAUGAUAGUAAGAGCACGACAAUUUAAUUAUACAAUAGGUGAAGUUCCUAUUGCAUUUAUUGACCGAGUAUAUGGUGAAUCUAAACUGGGUGGUUCUGAGAUUUUCCAGUUUGCAAAAGGUCUUCUGUAUCUAUUUGCUACCACAUAAAAAAAAUUUUACAUACGUAUUAAAAAAUAUAACAACAUUCCUUUUGAAUUUAUAUUAAGAUAAUAAAAAAUCUGUGUAUAUUAAAAUGAUUAUGAAAUGAAAUAUUUA